ACACAUUAUAUUCAUACUAACAAACAGUUCAAAGAUUUCUAAAUUAAUAAUGAUGAAACUCAACUCUCUUAUAUUACUAUUUGUUGUUCUAAUUAGCUUCUUGGAGGGUUCUCAAUGUGGUAAUCUCAGUAAAAAUUUCUACAAGAAAACUUGUAAGGAUGCUGAGACUAUUAUAAAACAGACCACAGAGAAACAUGUGGCCAGUAAUCCAGCUGUACCUGCAAGAUUACUAAGAAUGCAUUUUCAUGAUUGCUUUGUUAGAGGAUGUGAUGGAUCAGUUCUUUUGAACUCAACAAACAAUAAUGCUGAAAAAGAUGCAAUUCCAAACCAAACUUUAUUGGGUUUCGAUGUAAUUGAUGAUAUUAAAGAAGAAGUUGAGAAGAAAUGUCCAGGAGUCGUUUCAUGCGCUGAUAUUUUAGCUUUGGCAGCAAGAGACUCUGUUUCGUACUCAUUUAAGAAAUCUAUGUGGGAAGUACUUACUGGUAGAAGAGAUGGGAAAGUAUCACAAAUGAGUGAAGCAUUACAAAAUAUUCCAGCACCUUUCUUCAACUUCACCCAACUCAAGCAAAAUUUUGCCUCCAAAGGUCUUACUGUGCAUGAUCUUGUUGUAUUAUCAGGAGGACACACAAUUGGAGUGGGACAUUGCACUGGAUUCAACAACAGGCUAUACAAUUUCACAGGAAAGGGAGAUCAAGACCCUUCAUUGGACAAAGACUAUGCUAAAAUGUUAAAGACCAAAUGCCCUCCAAAUGACCAAAAAACAACUGUGCAAAUGGACCCAGGCAGUGCUCUCAAAUUCGACACCAGUUACUACAACGUUGUAUUGAACAAUAAAGGUCUUUUCACCUCAGACGCCACACUUCUUACCAACAAAAUCGCCCGUAAAACCGUCUCAGAGUUGGUUGAAGAAAGUGAUUUUUUCACUGAAUUUUCUCAGUCCAUGAAGAGGAUGGGAGCCAUUGAGGUCCUUACUGGCACAGCUGGUGAGAUCAGGAAAAAAUGUUGGGCUGUCAAUUCUUAAUUAGAAGAAUAUAUAUGAACAGAACUGAAGUUGUCCUUCUCAAUUGUAUCUACACAUGGUUGAAAUUUGAGUUUGUGUGCUCUUCUUUUUUAUAUUUCGAAUAAACAAGAGUAUUUUUUUUUUAAUCAAUUGCCUCAUUUGUUGUGGUCAAUGGUCAUAAUCAAUAAUUUUUUCUUUAGUUUAUUGUAAGAGGGAGUACCUACCAUUUAUUCACUUAAGUAAUCUUCUUAAUUGUUAUUUUCCUUGUAAUAGUUAUUAAAUUGCUUGUUUUGUUAGAAAAUAAAUUCAUGCAACCAUUCCAUAUCGAUCCUUUCAAAAAAAUAUCAAAA
This is a messenger RNA of Cannabis sativa, 1350 nucleotides long. RefSeq names its product peroxidase 3. The record is from RefSeq and is a predicted model, not a curated record. The coding region runs from base 50 to 1021 and encodes 323 amino acids. The transcript is spliced from 4 exons. NCBI's taxonomy places the organism in Eukaryota, Viridiplantae, Streptophyta, Magnoliopsida, Rosales, Cannabaceae. Gene Ontology annotation, molecular function: heme binding; peroxidase activity. Gene Ontology annotation, biological process: hydrogen peroxide catabolic process; response to oxidative stress. Gene Ontology annotation, cellular component: plant-type cell wall; plasmodesma.